CAAUGUGAAUUCUCUCUCACCCUCAUGUACGGAAAAGCAAAGGGCUGACGACAACUACUUUCUCAGCUGUGUGCGGUCUACAGACUGUUAAAGGGACAGCUGACUGGCUGCUUACUAUAGGGCUAUGAACACUGCUAAACAAGACUUCAGUUUGUUGGGGAUCAGUGGUCAGGAAAAUGCAUGUCGCAGUAAUAGGAGCUGGAGUGAUUGGCCUCUCCACAGCACUAUGUAUUCAUGAUCAGUACCACCGCACAGUGCACCCUCUAAAGAUUGAGAUCUAUGCAGACAAGUUUACUCCGCUCACCACAAGUGAUGGAGCAGCCGGGCUAUGGCAGCCAUAUCUAUAUGACCAUGGGAACAAGCAAGAAACCCGAUGGAACAAGGAAACCUUUGAUUAUCUGCUAAGGUUUGUACAUUCUGAAGAAGCCCAAAGCAUGGGGUUAUUUCUGCAGUCUGGAUACAAUCUGCUCAAGGAACCUGCACCGGAGCCUUCAUGGAAAGAUGAUGUUCUAGGAUUUCGUCAUCUAACGCCAAGAGAGCUGGAAUUAUUUCCUGGGUAUAGUUAUGGCUGGUUUAACACCGCAUUGAUGAUCGAGGGAAAAAACUACUUACCUUGGCUAACCCAAAAACUACAGGAGAGAGGAGCCAAGUUUAUUCAGAAGAAGAUUGAAAGUUUUGCAGAGCUUGCUGCUCAAGGGGCAGAUGUCGUCAUUAACUGCACAGGAAUGCGUUCAGGGCAGCUGCAGCCUGAUCCAGAUUUAAAACCAGGCAGAGGGCAGAUUUUGAAGGUUCUUGCUCCAUGGAUGAAACACUUCAUUGUGACUCACGAUCUAAAGACAGGAGUAUAUACCACGCCAUACAUCAUUCCUGGGUCUCAGAUGGUCACCCUGGGUGGAAUUUACCAGCUAGGGAACUGGAAUGAAGAAGAGGUGUCCCAAGAUCAUAAAUGGAUUUGGGAAAACUGCUGUGAGCUGGUUCCUAGUCUUAAGAAUGCAAAGAUUGUGCAUGACUGGACGGGACUGAGACCAACACGAAGUAAAGUGAGGCUGGAGAGAGAGCCCUUUGUCUCAGGACCUGUUAAGAGUGAUCUCAUACAUAAUUAUGGCCAUGGCGGAUACGGUCUAACCAUCCACUGGGGGUGCGCAUUGGAGGCGGCCAGGUUAUUUGGGCAAAUUGUGGAAGAAAAGAAAUCCAGAUUCCCCAAGUCUUCGCUGUGAAACUUCUUGAUCUUGCAUUGCAUUCACUGAAAUGUUAC
Nanorana parkeri is the source of this 1255-nucleotide messenger RNA. RefSeq names its product D-amino acid oxidase (gene DAO). Lineage: Eukaryota; Metazoa; Chordata; Amphibia; Anura; Dicroglossidae. Gene Ontology annotation, molecular function: D-amino-acid oxidase activity; FAD binding. The coding region runs from base 177 to 1217 and encodes 346 amino acids. The transcript has 11 exons. The record is from RefSeq and is a predicted model, not a curated record.